Molecule: messenger RNA, 360 nt
Organism: Microbotryum saponariae
Lineage: Eukaryota; Fungi; Basidiomycota; Microbotryomycetes; Microbotryales; Microbotryaceae
Source: the annotation of a GenBank genome assembly
AUGGACACACCACCCGUCCCGAGCACGUUGGCUCCAUUGCUCUUUGGUUCAUGGUUGAACACGGGGUGAGUUGCCGGGGUUCGCGAUCGUGGGAUGCUCCGUCUGACUUAGUCACGUACGCAGAGAAGGGCCCUACACGACGCUAUGACACUGACCAAGUCACUCACGUCUACUUUCGACAACAGCUUGUUCACGCUGGAGCUACUGUGGAUGUUCGAACACUUUCGGAAGCAUCGCUUUUCUCGCGGGCCACGAUGGAUCAGUGUGACCCUGCUCGUUCUCCUCCUCAAUGAUUCGAUCUCGACCAUCUCCAACUAUGCCGCCGUUUGGCUCUACACGAUCGUCCAUUUCGGCGACUAA